Molecule: messenger RNA, 1014 nt
Organism: Lepus europaeus (European hare)
Lineage: Eukaryota; Metazoa; Chordata; Mammalia; Lagomorpha; Leporidae
Product: ret finger protein-like 4A
Exons: 3
Coding region: 1-1014 (337 amino acids)
Molecular function (GO): protein binding
Source: RefSeq, a predicted model, not a curated record
AUGGCUGAACACUUUAAAGAGGCAUGCAGGUGUUCUAUCUGCUCCGGUCACCUCCAAAAGCCCGUGUAUCUGAAGUGUGGUUACACCUGCUGCCUGCGCUGCACCGCCUCCCUGCAGAGGGAGCCCGACGGGGAGGGCCUCCUGUGCCCCGGCUGCUCUGUGGUCUCUCGGCAGCAGGACAUCAAGCCUGCGUUCCAGCUGAGGAAUCUGGUGGACGCCGUCAAGGAGCUGGAGCCCCAUCUGAGCGCCGUUCUGUCCAUGAACCCCAGGCUGCUCAAGUUCCAAGUGGAUGUGACCUUGGACGAGGACACGGCCCACAAACGCCUGGUCAUCUCUGAGGACCGGAAGACCGUCCACUGUGGGCUCUCCCCACUGACUCGGAGGGAGCGUCCCGAGAGAUUCGACUGUGCGUUGGGCAUCCUGGGCUUCCCGGGGUUCAAUUCUGGACGCCAUUACUGGGAGGUGGACGUGGGCAGCAGCAGAGAAUGGGACGUGGGGGUCUGCAGAGAGUCGGCGAAGCGCAAGGGGCUGGUCCUGCUGGCCUCGGACCACGGCUACUGGACCGUGGCUUUGAGAGAAGGCUGCUUCUUCGCCAGCACCACAUCACUCACGCCUCUCUCGGUGGGGUCCUCUUUACGACGACUGGGGAUCUUCCUGGACAUGGAUAGCGGGGUGGUCUCCCUGUAUAACGUUAGAGACGGGUCCCAUAUCUUCAGUUUCACCAAAAUUCCCACUAAAGAACCACUGCGUCCAUUUUUCGCCAUCACAAAUGCAGUCCGUGAUGCUCAAGGCUUCCUGAGCAUCUGUCCGCACACGAGCCGGCCCACUCCAACCACCGACUUGCCGUCUGAGAGCUCGCUGAGACUCGCUGCCCGCCUGCGCUACGCGUCCCUGCGGCCCGCACUGCGGCCGCCUCCUGCUGAGAGGAGGGCCUCCGCCAGGCACAAGAUUCGCUGGCGGCCAAGGAAACCAGAGACCUUCAGUGAAGACGCAGGUGUUCCCUACGCACUCUGA